This is a messenger RNA of Chanos chanos (milkfish), 1757 nucleotides long. It is a transcript of the gene tm2d2, whose product is annotated as TM2 domain containing 2. Lineage: Eukaryota; Metazoa; Chordata; Actinopteri; Gonorynchiformes; Chanidae. The record is from RefSeq and is a predicted model, not a curated record. The transcript is spliced from 4 exons. Bases 281 to 973 code for a protein of 230 amino acids.
GUCAUGUACGUGCGCCACACAGUAUGGAUGGAUUGUCUAAAUAAAAUAGUCAUAAAUAGGCCAGUAAGGAACAAGUUCGUCCAACACCCGAAGAUGUUAUAAGAGAGCUGUUGUUAGUUCAAGAUGCUGUAGUAGUUCCUGGAAUAUCUUGAAACAAAUUAGAAUACUUUACGUGUCGUCGCUCGGCACAAAAUAACUAGCUUUAGCUAGUGUAACGCUUACUCUAUUAUGUAGCAUCUGUCGUAAGUGCAUCAAUACAUUCGCUUUUGUUAUCAUCACAAUGCCGCGCAUUUCUGUGAACUACAUUUUAUUAUGUGGACAAUUCCUCUUGCUUGUUACGGUGUUGCUUUUGCAAUGUUUGGAAGGGAUUCAUUCCCAAAAUUCGUCAGAGCCACCCGGAAACAGAGUGGUAACAACAGCAACAUCAACAGUAUCUGCGUUUAGCGAACAAACUCAAGAAACCGUGACAUUUAAUCCCAUAACUCCAGACCAUGGAAAUUACUCCGAGCAAUUUGAAUACAAUCCACCAUCACCGGUUGUUCUGUGCAAUUAUUUACCGGAGGAGUUCGUGUACUGUCAAGAACCGGUUUUUCACGACGGAAAUAUUACUGCCCUUUCGGAAAUGGGACACGGAUGUGUGAAGUUUGGGGGACAAGCGCAUAAAAACGUGAACCAUACUCGAGUGUUGUGCACAGCGCUGGAUGGGAUCGAAUGCGCUGGACCGCGAGAGUUCUUCAGAGAAAACGAACCGUGUAUAAAAUACACUGGACACUAUUUCAUCACCACACUGCUGUAUUCAUUUUUCCUGGGCUGUUUCGGAGUGGACAGAUUUUGUCUCGGCCACACGGGCACGGCUGUAGGCAAGCUCCUGACGCUGGGUGGUUUGGGUAUUUGGUGGUUUGUGGAUCUGAUUCUGCUGAUAACCGGAGUGCUGAUGCCAAAUGACGACAGCAACUGGUGCACAUACUACUGACAGUGUGUGUGUGUGUGUGCGCGUGUACGUGUGUGUGUGUGGGAGUGACUUAUAAUGAGUGGACACAUUUAUGUUGUGUUUGCAUGUGUCACUUCUGAUUGAAAUGUAUGUUGUUUUAAGACAGUCCAAAUGUGGAACCAUGUUGUAUAUUAAAAAAAAAAAACCUUUCACUUCCAACUACAAACCUCUUCAAGGGGUAAUAUAUUAAAAGACAAUGAUUGGGUUUAAUUAAAAAAAAAAAACCACACACACACAAAAAAAAUUUAUGUAUAUAUUUCUUAAAGCACUGUUAUGUACUAAAGUUCAGUUGGAUUCAGUUCCUAUAGCACUCAGCUUACAGCAGACUGCAAUGCUCUCCAUGUGUUUUCUGUUCCUUUUCUCUGAAUCAUAUCACUCUUAUUAUUCAUAUUUGAAAAAUCUCAUUUGAACAGUUUUCUUUCAUUGCAGUUUCAGCAUGACCACAAUUAACGAUACUCAGAUAUUUCAGUGAGGUUUUUGUUUUUUCUUAAUGAUUAUAAACCCGUUUGGUUUCCUGAUACUGACAAGGUUGUUCUUAAAGAAAAACUAUCCGAAAGCUUCUUGAUUGUUUAACACUGUUGUCUUGGAGAUUCUUGUCCAUGCUCACAACAUUGUCACUGUUGAUGUAACAUGUAUAAAUGUGUUACACGUGCUGAUAUGGCUUACUUUACAAAAUACUAAAGAGGGAAAUACAUCGGCAGGCAAAUGUGGUUGUAAAAAGCCUUUUUGUUUAUGUCACUUUUGCAUAUGCUACAGUUAAUCCAAA